Molecule: messenger RNA, 2655 nt
Organism: Rotaria sp. Silwood2
Lineage: Eukaryota; Metazoa; Rotifera; Eurotatoria; Philodinida; Philodinidae
Source: the annotation of a GenBank genome assembly
AUGACCCAAUCAUCCUUUCCUUUUCUAUUUUCCUCAUCUUCGUCUUGUCAUCGUCUGGUUACUUUAAUAACAAUUUUACUUUUAAAUCCAUUGCCCAUUAUUUACGGUGCGCCAACAAAAAAAGCUACCAAUGAUGUAACAGCAAUACAACGACAAAAACGACAAACUAUUUCCAAUGAUGAGGAUGGAAUAAAUUUAAUUGAUUCAAAUAAAUAUCUUAUGUCACCUGAACCAGAUAUUAAUUUUGAAGGAAUAUUAGGUUGCAAAUACGAUUUAAAUCUAUGUAAUCAAAAUGAAGAUUGUUACGAUGAUGGUCUUUUUGGACAAUGUUGGAAUGGUGAAGGAUCAGUACGUUCAGCAUUUACAUUAAAAACCGGUGUUGAUGGACUUACUGAUGAUAAAUUAAUUGCUAUUGAACAAACAUUAGAUUUUUUAACUCGUUAUCAUCUUAGUUGGAGAGAUUAUAUGACACAAUGUAUACUAUCACAUAUAUUAUCUGAUGAACAGCAAAUAAAUCAAAAUCGUUUGGAAAUAUUUUAUGAAGAUUGUUUAAAUAAAGAUGAAGUAUUGGAUGAACUAGCAGAUAUUCAAGAAGAAAAUGUGUAUCGCCGUCAAUUAGGAUUUUAUCGUCAAAAUAAAAAGUUUUUGUAUAGAGACCCAUAUUUUCCAUUAACUAAAUCGGAUAAAACAAUAAUUCGUCUUGAUAAUAAAUAUGGUGGUCCAUUAUUUAUGGAAUUUGAUGAACCAGAUGAAAUUGAUAUUGAACAAUCUCGUUUAUUACCGAUCACUGCUGGACUUGCCCAAGCAAUAGCUCAAAAAGCCGAAGAAGAACAAUUUAAAAAAUUAAAUCAUGUGAAUACAUAUUAUAUUGGCGAUGAUGAUGAACUUAUAUUAAAUGAAAGACCAAUAGAUUUACCUGAAGAAGAAUCAAUGAUGAAAGAACCAAGUAAAAUAUCUGUACAUACAAGUGAAGGUCAUCCAGGUUUAUUGGAAACAUUGCAAAUAAAUAAUAAUAAACAAAUAUUACCAUUAUUAAUUGAAGAUACAAUAACACGUAAAAUUCUAACAAAUAAUAAUAUGAUAAAUAAAAGUGAUGCCGAACGUUAUUUUGCAGUUGAAACAGCUCAAGGCUAUAUUGUAAUCAACCGAGACUUUAAAGAUCAAAUUGAAGGAGCUCGAUUAUUAUCACUUUUAGCACAAAUUAAUUCAUGGCCAGCAGCUAUUUUUACUGAACUUAAUACCGACCAUCGUGUGCUAACGUUUCAUGUUUUGAAUAAUGCUUAUCAAAUCAAUGCAAGCAAUGUUGCUAGUGCAGCUUUAAAUAAUCAAGAAAGUAUUCAAAAUCAAUUGGGCAUUCAUGUAACUGAUUCUGGCAUUGGCAAUCCCAUACGAGGUAGUCAAUUAUCAGUUGAACGACAAAAUGGUUCACAAUGGGCACUUGUUGCAUCGACUAUUUGUGGCGUGGUACUUCUUAUUAUGGGUGCAUUUGCUUUACUUUAUUUCGUUAAACGUAAUGAUCGUAUUCGAAAUAAACUUGCUGAAAUAACACAUAUUCGAGGUUUAUCAACAAAUUAUUAUCAAGAUUUAUGUCGACAACGAAUGCAAGUACAUCCAACAGGUAGUAAAUCACCUGAUAUACAUAAGGUUCAACAAACACCACCACCAAGUGCAGGACCAACAACAGUAUCAGCUGCUAGUCAUGCUAAGCAUAAUAGUGAAGGUUCAUCAACUCGAAGUUCAACAUCAUCAUGGAGUGAAGAACCUGUAGCUCCAGUUAAUAUGGACAUCAUGACCGGACAUCUGAUUUUAUCAUAUAUGGAAGAUCAUCUACGUAAUCGACAUCGUUUAGAAGCUGAAUGGCAAGCAUUAUAUACAGAUGAAAUAAAUGAAGAACGAGCGUCAUGUGCUGUUGCACUUUCAGAAACUAAUGCCAAUAAAAAUCGAUAUAUUGAUUGUAUACCAUAUGAUCAUGCUCGUAUUCGACUUGCAAACAAUGGCGAUGAUGAUUAUAUCAAUGCAAGUCCAAUUACUGAUUCUGAUCCAAAAUGCAAAUAUAUUGCAACACAAGGUCCAAUGCCAAAUACAACAAAUGCAUUUUGGCAAAUGGUUUGGGAACAGGGAUCGUGUGUCAUCGUAGCAUUGACUCGACCUAUUGAAAGUGGUAUUACAAUGUGUCAUCAUUAUUGGCCAGUUGAAGGUUCAGCACGAUUUAACGAUUUUGAAGUCAAUCUUGUUUCAGAACAUAUUUGGUCUGAUGAUUAUUUAGUUCGAAGUUUUUAUUUAAAAAAUGUUCAAACAAUGGAAACACGUACUGUAACACAAUUUCACUUUUUAACAUGGGGUGAAUUAAAUAAUCCACCAUCGGCUAAAGUUUUACUUGAUUUUCGACGAAAAGUGAAUAAAUGUUUUCGUGGUCGAUCAUCACCAAUCAUUGUUCAUUGCAAUGAUGGUGUUGGACGUACUGGUACUUAUAUUCUCUUGGACAUUGUCUUAAACCGUAUUUGCAAAGGAGCACGAGAAAUAAAUAUUGCUGCUACACUUGAACAUAUUCGUGAUCAACGAGCCAAAAUGGUUAAAACAAAAGACCAUUUUGAAUUUGUAUUCGUGGCUGUUGCAGAAGAAGUCACCUAUUUAUUAAAAGCAUUACCACAAUAA